Rotaria sordida is the source of this 1086-nucleotide messenger RNA. Lineage: Eukaryota; Metazoa; Rotifera; Eurotatoria; Philodinida; Philodinidae. The record is from the annotation of a GenBank genome assembly.
AUGUUUUCUUCACAAAUUGAAUGGCAUUGUACUCAAUGCGAAUCUGGUCCAACUGAUCGUCGAAAAUAUUGUGCUGAUUGCGAUUCGAUGCUAACUUGGACAUGUACUGGUUCGCAAAAAUCUGGUUUGUACACCAAUUAUUAUCGUCAUCGUGACAACUGUGAUUAUUGUACACCAGAACUUGAAGAAGAAAGACAAAAAAAUAUGGAAGAGAAGAAAGUUGCUAUUCAAGAACAUUUUCAAAUUUUAGAUGAUAAUCAACGUCCAUGGUCAGAAUGGAAACGUACUGAUGCAUCUUGCAUACAGCAUACUGGGCACGACGUUGAACAAGUACAAGAAUUAUAUUCUAUGUGUGAAGAAUCAUUAGUAAAUUAUUGUUCCCAUAGAAACAAGUUACAUUGGAACAAUACCAACACAUCCUAUUUGUCUUCAAUGAAUUUGCUUGUGGUUACAUUAUGGUAUUUAAAACAUUAUCAUUCUGAACGCUACAUUGCUUCAGAAUUGAAUCUUAGUCAACAAGUGGUGAAUUAUUUCUUAUCAGCAGUAGUGGAUAUUUUAUAUUCGUGUGUAUAUCAAGCAUUCCUUUCUUUACCUGCUGAUCUAGUUAACAGAAGAACACCACAUGGACCUCAACAACAUCAUAAAUUAAUUGUUGACUCGACUUUUAUUGCAAUUCCUGAACCGCAUGAUUCAGAAAAACGUAAAGAAUAUUAUCAUGCAAAAUGUCCAAUAAAUUAUGCAAUAAAAGUUCAAAUAGCUUUUCUUCGAGAAUCAGAUCUAUUAGAACCUGUUGAAGAAUCUGUACAAAUUAUUGGUGACAAGGGGUAUAUCGGUGAAGAAUAUGUAGUAACUCCAAGAAAGAAACCUCGUGGACGUGAAUUAACACAAGAAGAUAAAGAUUUCAAUCGUGAUAUUAAUAGUGCGAGAGCGGCGAUUGAAAAUAUUAAUCAACGUCUUAAAACGUAUUCUAUUCUUGGUGGUGUUUACAGAGGACCUGUUGAUGAUUUUCAUAAAAUAACUAAAAUCAUACAAGUCGUUGCUGCUUUAUGUAAUUUGAACUUGAAUAAACAUUUUAUUCGUAGAUAA